UUCAAUACGGUAAAAUGGGUUCUUUUUUUCUUUUGCCUAUCUUCUACCUUCAGGAGCGCCACGAAUGGUUUGUUUUCGGUGACAUUGUCAACAGUUGAGAAGCGGUUUCAAUUCUCCAGUUUCCAGAGUUCUAUUCUUGCAAGCGCCACCGAGUUUGGUCAAGUACCAGCGCUGGUGUUUAUUAUGUUGUGUGGACACAAUGUAAAACAGAGACCACUUUUUAUAGGAUUUGGCACAAUUGCAGUUUCUUUUGGCUGCGUCCUCUGCUUUCUGCCGCAAUUUUUG
This is a messenger RNA of Helobdella robusta, 285 nucleotides long. RefSeq lists its product as hypothetical. Gene Ontology annotation, cellular component: membrane. The record is from RefSeq and is a predicted model, not a curated record. The transcript has 2 exons. Gene Ontology annotation, biological process: transmembrane transport; sodium-independent organic anion transport. The annotation marks the transcript as partial. NCBI's taxonomy places the organism in Eukaryota, Metazoa, Annelida, Clitellata, Rhynchobdellida, Glossiphoniidae.